UCGCUGCUUUCCGGGCUGGUGUUGUCUCUGGAGAAUUGAGCUGCUGCUUGGGAACGCCAGCCCAGCUUUCGCAUUGCGCAAUUGGCACUCCGUACCCCAGUCCUACUCGAUAUCAAGGCCGUAACAAAGGAGAGAUUGCGAGCGACCCGUUCUUCCUCUCUCCCUUCCAGAUCCAUCAAAUCAUUUCAUACACAAUGGCCUCCAGGCUCUUUCAACCCCUCCAGAUCGGCAAGGCCAAAUUGUCGAAUCGUCUAGCUAUGGCACCUCUGACUCGUUUCCGCGCCGACGACGACCACGUUCAACUUCCUUUUGUCAAGGACUAUUACUCCCAGCGCGCUUGUGUUCCAGGAACCCUUCUGAUUACUGAGGCCACUCCUAUCUCUGCUCGCGCUGGUGGCUACAACAACGUUCCUGGCAUUUACACCGACGCCCAGAUCAAGGCCUGGAAGGAGAUCGUCGACUCCGUCCACGCCAAGGGUGGUGUUAUCUACAUGCAACUUUGGGCCCUCGGCCGUGCUGCCGACCCUACUGUCCUUAAGAACGAUGGCUACGACUUCUGCUCCUCGUCUGACAUUCCCAUGAGCGACAACUCGCCCAAGCCUCGUCCUCUUACCGAGGAGGAAAUCCAAAUCUUCAUCAGGGAUUACGCCAACGCUGCUAAGAACGCUGUUGAGGGUGCUGGUUUCGAUGGAGUAGAAAUUCACGGUGCAAACGGCUAUCUGAUUGAUCAAUUCACUCAGGACGUGUGCAACAAGCGUACUGACAAGUGGGGUGGCAGCAUUGAGAACCGCACUCGCUUCGCUCUUGAGGUCACUAAGGCUGUCGUGGACGCUGUCGGUGCCGACAAGACUGGUAUUAGAUUGUCUCCUUGGUCUCCGUUCCAGAGCAUGAAGAUGGAUGACCCCAUUCCCACUUUCACUCAUCUUAUCAACGGCCUGAAGGAGCAGAAGCUCGCAUACCUACAUUUGGUCGAGUCUAGAAUCCAAGGCAACGCCGAUGUGGAGUCGACUGAGAAGAUUGACUUCGCUAUUGAGGCCUGGGGCAAGACCUCUCCUAUUCUGGUUGCUGGCGGUUUCCGCGCUGACAGCGCUCGCCGUGCCGCUGAUGAGGAAUACACCGACAAGGACAUUAUUAUCGUCUUUGGCCGAUACUUUAUUUCCACUCCCGACCUGGUGUACCGCAUCAAGGAGAACAUUCCACUUGCCGAUUAUGACCGCGACACCUUCUAUGCCGCCAAGAGCGAGAAGGGUUACACCGACUAUCCCUUCAGUGAGAAGUUCCAGAAGGAGGCCAAGCUGUAGAUGUGGUUUCAGACAAUUUUUGCUGUCCGAGAUACCAUUAGAUGUUUGACAGAUUCAUACCUAGACUACUAUAGAGCUCCACGAUUGAACGAC
Messenger RNA from Aureobasidium pullulans EXF-150, 1394 nucleotides. Its product is annotated as FMN-linked oxidoreductase. Gene Ontology annotation, molecular function: FMN binding; NADPH dehydrogenase activity. The record is from RefSeq and is a predicted model, not a curated record. The transcript is spliced from 2 exons. Lineage: Eukaryota; Fungi; Ascomycota; Dothideomycetes; Dothideales; Saccotheciaceae. The coding region runs from base 195 to 1301 and encodes 368 amino acids.